Messenger RNA from Cricetulus griseus (Chinese hamster), 611 nucleotides. NCBI's taxonomy places the organism in Eukaryota, Metazoa, Chordata, Mammalia, Rodentia, Cricetidae. The record is from RefSeq and is a predicted model, not a curated record.
CUUCUUCACGCCCACCCUCAAACGCGCCACUCAUUUGAAUCUUGCCGCCGGGACGAGGCCCUCGCUCCGCGCAGGCGCAGAAGACUUCUCUCGCGAGAGCCGAAGUCUCGCACCAGGGCCCCGGCUAGCUCGGAGGCACCAUGUUCCUCACCUCUGCCCUCCUCCGCGGUCGCAUUCCGGGCCGGCAGUGGAUCGGGAAGCACCGGCGGCCGCGGAACGUGACUUUCCGGAUGAAGGAGAACAUGCUCCGGCGCCUGGAGGUGGAGGCCGAGAACCACUACUGGCUGAGCAUGCCCUACAUGACCGCCGAGCAGGAGUUCGGCCACGCCGCGGAGCGCAGGGCCCAGGCUUUUGAGGCCAUCAAGGCAGCCGCCACUUCCAAGUUCCCCAAGCACAGAUACGUUGCCGACCAGCUAGCCCAUCUCAACGUCACGAAGAAAUGGUCCUAACCUGGAGCCGUCAUCUUUACCCUUAUGGAUACCAGACUGUUCUCUUACCUGGUCCUGGAGCUGAAAAAAAAAAUGUAAUUUAUAAACUGUGGCGCACCCCCCCUCCCACUUCGACCAGAAUCCUAUUAAAACAAACACGAUUACUAGUUGUUUUAUAAAGAA